Messenger RNA from Uncinocarpus reesii 1704, 315 nucleotides. RefSeq lists its product as uncharacterized. The record is from RefSeq and is a predicted model, not a curated record. Bases 1 to 315 code for a protein of 104 amino acids. Lineage: Eukaryota; Fungi; Ascomycota; Eurotiomycetes; Onygenales; Onygenaceae. The transcript has 2 exons.
AUGGCCAGGGGCUGGGACAGACCCACAGGCGUGACUAGCGCCGCCCCACUGCGCUUGCCCCUUUUCGCACAUUCCCAGUCCCGUUUUGACCCCUUGAAUCCCAUGGGGUUGCGUGCUUUUUCUGGGUCGUGUGACUCUUCUCUGUGGAUGGAAGUGAGGUUCACCGUACCCAAUAGCAUCUCUUCUCUGGGAACAUUGGAACCUCCAUUCCAGUUUCGCUUUCUCAAGGACGAGUGGUCGUCAGCCGGUUGGUUGCUGCUUCGGCCAUUAGACGGUGAUUCUUCGCGCAAGUACAUCGUCUCCCGCUCCUUGUAG